Lachancea meyersii CBS 8951 is the source of this 1320-nucleotide messenger RNA. NCBI's taxonomy places the organism in Eukaryota, Fungi, Ascomycota, Saccharomycetes, Saccharomycetales, Saccharomycetaceae. The record is from the annotation of a GenBank genome assembly.
AUGACAAGCUUUACUGAAAGCGGUGGCAAUUUCUCUACUUUGGGAAUCUCAAAAUGGCUGGUUGAGGCUCUGCGCUCCAUGAAGAUAACGCAACCAACUGAUAUUCAAAGAGCUUGCAUCCCACAGAUUUUGGGAGGAAGAGACUGUAUUGGUGGUGCCAAGACGGGUUCGGGUAAAACUAUUGCGUUCGCGGGACCUAUACUCACCAAGUGGUCGGAAGAUCCUAGCGGGAUGUUCGGAGUCGUGUUGACUCCUACGAGAGAGCUUGCCAUGCAGAUUGCAGAACAGUUCACUGCUUUGGGCAGUUCCAUGAACAUUCGGGUCGCUUUGGUGGUCGGUGGAGAGAGCAUCGUCAACCAGGCAAUCGAGCUCCAAAAGAAGCCCCAUUUCAUAGUGGCCACACCUGGCCGUUUAGCGCACCAUGUUAUGAACAGUGGUGAGGAUACAGUGGGAGGUCUGAAGAGAGUCAAGUUUCUGGUUCUCGACGAGGCGGAUAUUCUUUUGACCGACACGUUCACGGAGGAUCUGGCUACGUGUGUCGGGGUCUUGCCGCCCAAAACAAGCCGCCAAAAUCUCCUUUUUACAGCCACUGUAACGGACCAAGUGCAGAUGCUGCAAAAUGCACCUCCUGUUCCAGGCAAACCCAAACUUUUCUCCUAUGAGGUUGAGUCAAUGGACAACGUUGCAGUUCCAGCUACACUGAAGACUACGUACCUUCUUGUUCCGGAGCAGGUAAAGGAGGCAUACCUUUAUCAGAUUCUCACCAGCAGCACCUACGGUGAAGCGACUGCCAUAAUUUUUGUCAACAGAACGGUGACAGCAGAGAUUUUAAGAAGAACUCUGAAGCAGCUGGAUGUACGAGUAGCGUCCUUACACUCGCAAAUGCCGCAGCAGGAGCGGACGAACUCGCUCCACAGGUUUCGCGCGAAUGCUGCACGCGUUCUGAUCGCAACGGAUGUCGCUUCUAGAGGUUUGGAUAUUCCAACAGUACAGCUGGUGGUGAACUACGAUAUUUCAGCAAAUCCUGAUACAUUCAUACACAGAGCCGGUCGUACCGCUCGUGCUGGUAGAGCCGGUGAAUCGAUAUGUUUUGUUGGUCAGCGCGACGUGGAAAGGAUAGAAGCCAUCGAAGAGAGAAUAAAUAAAAAAAUGGACCAGUUUACGGACGUACACGAUACGGCAGUAAUCCGGAAGGCGCUCUCUAAGGUUACAGCUGCCAAGAGGGAAAGUUUGAUGGCCAUGGAGAAAGAGAAUUUCGGUGAGCGCCGCAAGAUUAACAAUCGGAAAAACGGCAAGGAAAAAGGUUAUAGAAAAGAUUAG